This is a messenger RNA of Xenopus laevis (African clawed frog), 669 nucleotides long. Its product is annotated as tubulin monoglycylase TTLL3-like. The transcript has 2 exons. Lineage: Eukaryota; Metazoa; Chordata; Amphibia; Anura; Pipidae. The record is from RefSeq and is a predicted model, not a curated record. Bases 102 to 461 code for a protein of 119 amino acids.
UAUUGUUUUAUCCUUCCAGCGCCAUCCAUGUAUGUAAUAACAGCAUACAGAGAAAAUUAAAGAAUGCACCAAAUCGUCACCCCAACCUGCCUGAAGAAAACAUGUGGCACAGUGACGAAUUCAAAGAGUAUCUUUGUACAAUCGGAAAAGAGCAAGUCUGGGAUUCAAUCAUUAUACCAGGGAUGAAGAAAGCCCUCAUUCAAACUAUGAAGGCCACCCAGGAAAAUGUGAUAUACAAGAAAAACAGUUUUGACAUUUUUGGUGCAGAUUUUAUGUUUGGAGAAAACUUCCUGCCCUGGCUACUUGAGAUCAAUCUCAAACCUGACAUAGAAAAAGACACGUCAGUAAUGGAGAAGCUUGUUCCACCAAUGGUAGAGGACAUUGUACGUGUGGUGAUUGAUUACAAGGAUGACCCUAACUGUGACCUGGGAGGAUUUGAACUUAUAUAUAAACAGUUCUAGGCUAAUUAUACUGGAAAUGAGACUCUCAAUCAAGAAAAAACCUUUACAGAUCUAAAGAAAACAACCAUCUCUGAUCCAUAGCAGGUGGCUAGUGGGAUGAGUCUUGGAGGAAGGAAUAGUCCAACCAACCCUUUCCUUUUGAUGUCUAAUUUUUUCUUUGUUAUACCUGUACCUAAACAUAUUUAAAAUAAAAUUGGUAUUAAAUGUA